GUAUCCGCGGCCAUAGGGAUGCUGGCCGCCAGUGACCGGCCGGACGACCAGACCGGUGAGGCGUUGCGGUGCGGUGAAGCGGUAAAUGCAGCGAGUGCGGCCACACUGCUCGUCGAGCUUUUGGGAAUCGGAGGGCCUGACGUACAGGAACGCGGUUACGUGCUGACUGGGUUGCCCAGACACGAUCCAGGGCUGAGUGCGUGCGAACAAAUGGCUGCGGUAUUCACUACGAAUCCACCAGACGUAUUGAUUUAUAUGAGUUGUCGUAAUCAGGAUUUAAUCCAUAUGCAUAACGGACUGACUUUAGAAUCCAUGGAACACGAUAAACUUACGCAAACGUUACAUCUGAGCAACGCAAAAUACAAUCACAUGCGCGUUUAUUGGCACAAUAAGACGUUUAUAAGCAAGAAGAUGAUUGAACUGGAUCUUCAGAAUUACGAAAAUUAUUCACUGAAAGUAAUAGACGAAAUAGUCAAACAGUUCGAUCCCACAUGCGUGAUAACCGUGGACGGCAGAAAACCAGUGAAUGAAUUAUUCGAAACGGUCAAAUCGAAAUUAAUGACGAUGCCACUGCAAUACACCGUGUUACCGGAAAUCGUAGAGGUCCGGACAAAAUCCGUUUCGCCAGAAGAUUACGAACACGGUGGUUCCGAGUUUGAAUUCGAAUUGGAAUCGAACGAGGCGGAAACGGUAGCAAGCAAUACGGAGCGCGUAAGCGAUACGACUCAAAUACGCGAUGAAAAUGAACAAAGCGGUAAUACACGUAACGAGAAAAUACGUAUAACGUCUGAGUUCGGUCGUCUGUGUCCUGUAAACUUUUCUAACGGUCGAUUCGUAUUGGGUAGCGACCGUUAUUGUAUGAAGUAUAUGGGGAAAUUGUACUACUUCGCCGGGCCCAAUGAAAUGCAGUCGUUUGGUAAAUACCCGAAACGAUUUUUGAAAAUCCCGACGUACGGGAUGCCUAUUAGAGCCAUGUUUUACGGUCCCAAGACGUUGACGAACACGGCUGCAAAGGCUGCACGUCAUUUAUUCCAUUAUAACGUUAUAGAUGUUGGGUAUAUAAUGCAGUUACAUGAAAAAAACAUAAAACAAGAGUAUUCGGCUGCGAUCGUUAAUUCUAUACUAAAAACUGCAGAGGUCAUAAAACCAAAAGAAAUUCAAUCUAAUGACAUCAGCACCAUGCGAAACGCGAUUGCUGAUUGGACACGCCUGCGAUUUGGUGUAACCGUAGGAUCUGAUUUGAAUGGUGUAGGAGAUGAAAGUGAAUACGAAACGUAUGAAGACAUCUCAGAUCAAAAAAAACAAGACGUGGAUGAAUUUAUUAAAAAGAAGCAAUUAAAAGAUUUCUUCGAAUUAUAUGACAUAGAUUUUUUAGAUGAUUUACAUGCAUGCAUUCGUGCAUACGAAGAACCGGAAAGACUAACAAAAUAUUUACAAAAUAUGUCAAAAAAAAAUAGAAAGAUUUUUAGGAACGACUUCAUUAAAAGAAUAAAAAUUAUUAAACCUGAUCUAAUAAAUAUUAUUGUUGAUACUGUGCAAAUAAAAAACAAACACAAAAAAAAUUGGAUUAUAAUAAACGCCCCAUUAGAUUUUGGAUUAGUGAAAAAAUUAGUCGAUGAAAACCUUAAUCCCAUUCAGAUGGUAUUUUUUCAUGACUCUGAUCCAAUGCACAAUAUAUUAUUAUUGGAUGAAGAAACUAUGAACAACAACUAUCGAAGUAACUAUACAGAAAUCUUAGAUAAUGUGAAAAAUGGAAUAAUGUAUGGAACGACAGUAGAAAAAAUAAAAUAUCCAGAAUUCGUCAAUAAAAUUGAAAACUCGUCAUAUAUUUCCAACACUGAGGAUAAUUUUUUUGAAGUCGAAGAUGAAACUUUAGAAUAUGAGAAACAUGAACAAGUUGACAUCAUAAGUCACGAUCACUUAAUGGGAAUAAUCGUGCCAGUAAUAACAGAGCGAUUAAAUCAAUAUACAGAAAACCUUCUCGAACAAUGGUAUACUUUGAAAUCUAAUAUUUCUAAAGAAACAAACCAGUUUAUGGAUUUUAAUAUCAUUGAAUGCAAACCCAACUCUUCAUAUAAUUCACUGAGAAUUUUAAUCGAAGACACUUUAUACUAUUUAAAGAAGUUUUUGACAGAUAUUGUACACGAUGUAUCCACGUUAGAUGUCAAUGAUACUGUACCCACUAGAGGAAAAUAUGAUGGUAAUACUUCCAUCUAUUGCCCGGUGAGGUUUUCAAAUGGUAAACUCUCUAUUGGAUCUAAAAAACACAUGGCAGUUUAUCGUAAUAGGUAUUAUUACAUGAGCUCGUCCAACGACUUUAAAACGUUUAUUUCUAAUCCUGAUAGAUAUACAUUGUUUACUAGUGUCCCAAAAAUGUAUCCUAAACCUAAAAUAUCUCUACUCUUUCCAUUUGGUCUCAGUUCAGAAGAUUUUAUCAACGAAAUAUUAAAUAAAUUUGAUUUGACUCUGGUAGACUCGUAUAAAGUAUUUAGACACAACGUUUUACCAAAAAAUAUAAAAAUGGUAGGUAAAAUGUACGAGGAACCGACGCUUAAGAAGAUUUUUGAUAAAUAUUUUAUUACGGAAGAACAGAAGGAUUAUAUUAACAGCCUCAGAAAGUAUAUGGAUAAAGAAAGUGCUUACUUGAACGAUGAGGACUGGUUAAAAAUGAAUUCGAUUUUUUUUCAAAACAACGAAGGAAUAUGUUAUAAAAAUUACCCUAAAACUUUGACAGAACUGAAGUAUUUAAAUGAAAAUGAAAUAAAUCCUGAUGUCAUUAUCGAGGUAGUUUCUGAAAAACACAUUGAAAAAGAACACGCCAAAACAUCAGUCAUUCAAAACUGGUUAAAUUAUCAAUAUAUAUUGAUCGAUAUGAUCAUUGCGCGAGAUAGCGAGACAAGACAAAAUGCUAUUAAUAACAGAUCAGUGUUGUUUAAGCAAAAACUAGCGGAGAUCAUAAAACAAAAAGAAAUGUACAGAAUAAAAAUGCGUUUAGAGCGCCUUAUCAGAAUGAUUGUAGCGGAAACAACGGUAGAAGGGCCGAACGCCGUCAAAUCCAUAUGCGAUGCCCGACAACCAGAAAAGUUGUAUCACAAGUCUACACUGUCCUCCAUAUCGGAUCUGUUAUCUAGAUACACAAAACUGACGUUGAAACAGAAAAAAAUCAUCAUUGAUCGUGGAUUGGAAGUAAGCGAUUUCCUGGAUUUGGACGAUUUCGAUACGUUGGACGAAAUCGACGAGACGGUUAACAACGAGUUUCCCGACAACAAGUACUUGAUAUCGCAAUGCUUUUCCGACAGCUUUGAAUUCCCGCCGGACGCCAUGAUUCAGCGAUACCUGGACGAGGAGAAAGGCGCGCUAGCGGUAAUGCGAGAGUUUGCCGAAAAGUCCAACAUCCCGUGGAUAACCGUAUCGAGUCCGGAUUCCCAAUUGGACGCACUUCGCGACAUCGCCGAGGCGUUGGCGGCAAACGUCGACAAGCCGUUCGAGACGACGUACGACGUGGACCCGGACACUUCGGAGGACAUGUUGCGUGCAGGUGAAGUGCACCUGAGCCAGUUCGGUCGGUGGUGUCCGGUGCAAGCGUUUCGCUGUUCGACCGACCCAACAGUAGUCCGACGAUUUUGCCCUGACACGGAUAACGUGCAGCCGAUCGUCCACCGGAAGUACGUGUACUACGUGUCCGGCGGGCCGGAAAACAGGGAAGAGUUCGCUCGUCGGCCGCUCAAGUAUGUCGGUCUCGGACAGCCGUCUACUAUUCCGCUAUCACCGUCGCCGCCGAGUUUCCCACUAAAGAUCGCGGUGGUCGGUCCACCCGGAAGCGGUAAGUCACAUUGUGCCCGAGAACUGUGCGCUCGGUACGGUCUGCAGUUAAUCCGGGUCGAGGACGCCGUCGGCGCUCUGCUGACGCAGUUCCGGUGGACAGACGUCGCAAAAACAGCCGUGGGCACGUUGCGUCACGGCGACGGGCUGUCCGAGGACGCGGUGGCGGAAGCGGUGACCACGGCCACUUUCAGCAGCCAGUCAACGAUUCGGGGCUACGUGAUCGAUGGAUAUCCGGUGACCGAGAAGCAGUUCAAGCUGUUGGAUGCGGCCGGCGUCAUGCUGCACGCCGUGUUCGUCCUGCGACAGGAUGGAGGUGGCGGAGACGGUCGACCGGAAGAGGGUGCGGCGCUGCUGCGGUUCAGGCGCGACGCCUGGAAGGCGGCGUUUGUCGGUCUGCCUUGGAUUUCGGAUCGAUACGGCAACGCCGACGGUUUCGCGUCCACGGACGUCGACGGCAUGGCCGCGGCUGCUUCGGAGCGCGUCCGGUCGGUGCUCACGUACCGGACAGACGUCCGGGAUAAUCGCCCGUGCAGGCUGUCGGGGGUUCCGGUCACGGGCCGCGAAUGCCGGAACAAUCUCAGCACAUACGUGGACAUGUGUCCGGUAUGCAAAACGGACGACAGACGCAUGAACCGGCCCCGCGACCCACAAGCUAUGAGACGUUCCGCUGUGCAGUACCUGUCCUACGUCUACUGGACGUGCGGACCGGAACACGAGACGUCGUUCGUCGGCGAUCCGGACCGGUACGCGGGUGCGGCGCCGGUUUCGCCGGACCCGUAUCCGGUGGCCACCACGGACGGCAAAUUGGCCCGGAACCCGUACUUUCGGUGCAAGCUCUCGUCCGAGUAUUGCGCGGUAUGCGCGCUGACGUGCUUGUGGAGCCCGGCGUACAUCCGCGGCCGCCCAGAACUGAUGGUCGCCUACCGGAACCGCGCGUACACGUUCUGCUCGUUCCGGUGCCGACGGACGUUUUCGGAGCGACCGACGCUAUACGCGGACUAUACGAUGCGUGUCAGAGGCCCGGAACGACCGCUUAUGUCGUCGUCAGACCACCAGCCCUGGGACCGGGAACAGCUUGACGGUUUGCCUGUGCUCGGUUACCUGGAACAGACUGUGGCCGCGGCCGUCAGUUCAGCACUUGCCGGGCUGACGGCCAUAAAGCCCGUGUAUCCGGGCCUGACGGCCGCGACCUCGGCCAUGGUCUAUUUAGGGCUGCACGUGGGUAGGAACGGCGGCUGUGACAGCGACGUGGCCGAGUACUAUCGCGAAGCUUUCAAACGAUUCGUCGACACCUGUCACGGUUUCAAAAUCGAGACGUUCAAAUUGAAAUCGUUAAUGUAA
Molecule: messenger RNA, 5166 nt
Organism: Aphis gossypii (cotton aphid)
Lineage: Eukaryota; Metazoa; Arthropoda; Insecta; Hemiptera; Aphididae
Product: adenylate kinase 9-like
Biological process (GO): CDP biosynthetic process; UDP biosynthetic process
Cellular component (GO): nucleus; cytoplasm
Molecular function (GO): ATP binding; UMP kinase activity
Source: RefSeq, a predicted model, not a curated record